Molecule: messenger RNA, 2643 nt
Organism: Sclerotinia trifoliorum
Lineage: Eukaryota; Fungi; Ascomycota; Leotiomycetes; Helotiales; Sclerotiniaceae
Source: the annotation of a GenBank genome assembly
GCUGAUAAUCUCAGCUUGUCUGCUGCUUCCUUUCCUGGUUCGGGGAUUUCUGCAUGGAGUCUUAUCUGUCUGCUUAUCCUUCCCCGCUUCGAUAUCUAUCGCAUGCUGCUAGAUACGGUAUGAGGGAUGGGGAGAUCUGAACAGCAAGACUGGUUAUGUAUGUAGAUUAGGUAUGGUAGGUAGGGUGAGAUAAUACUACAUACUGCAUAGUAUGUAUAUAUGUACCCAAAGACCGAGGCUUUCUAUCUCCCUUUCUCUUUUUCCCACGUUUUGUUUCUGCUCCUCCUUCAUGUUCGUGGCUUGAGGACGAAGAAUUGUUUGAUAGAUAAGCUGGAUAUAUGAGAAGGAUAUAAGCCGAUAAUGCGUUCCUUAACUUCAAUACCGUAUAUUCCAACCGGAAAACAAAUUAAAGAACGAUGUACGUCGGUCAAAGCAUGGCAACUACCGAAACAGAAAAGUGCGUUGGCGCCAGAACAUGUUUGGACUAAUAAGGAUAUGGAUCCGGUCAAGAGGGAAGAUCAGACUUGGACGUUGUGGACCUGGUGAGUGUGAUUUAGUUUUGGUUCUGGGUUUGCGGUUUGGAGGUUUUUGAGUGAUGGUUGUAAGAGAGAGAGUAGUGGAAAUUGGUUAAAAUAUAUGGAAUGGAGGAUGACUGAAGUGAGUGGACUGAUAAUUGACGAAAUAAAACAUAGGAUGGCUUAUUGGGCAACUGAUACGAUUAAUCUUGGAACUUGGGAGACGGCAAGUAGUAUUUUAGCCGUGGGAUUAACAUGGCGAGAGGCAAUUCCAAUUGUGAGUUAUCCUCCAUAGCUUCAUCAACUAAUUGAUCAAAUCACACUAACACAUCAAAAGAUGAUAGUAGGAACAACGUGCGUAGCAAUCCCCAUGGUACUCAAUGGAGCCAUCGGCGCGAAACUCCACAUACCAUUUUCCGUAGCAAUUCGAGCAUCUUUCGGAUAUUAUUUUGCGUACUUUUGCAUUAUCUCAAGAUCUAUAUUGGCCAUGUUUUGGCUGGGUAUUCAAGGUGCUAAUGGAGCAGAGUGUAUUACGGUUAUGAUUUUGGCUAUUUGGCCUAGUUAUGCGAAUGUACCGAAUCAUAUCGCGGAGGGACAGGGAAUUACUACGCAAGGAAUGAUAAGGUAGGUUGUUUUGUAAGAAUAAAUGGGACGGGAAUACUAAUAGCAUGAUUUAUAGUUAUUUUCUUUUCUGGAUAAUCCAGCUCCCGCUGCUCCUCAUACCACCUACUCGUCUCCGUUACCUAUUCGGUGUAAAACUUAUCGCAGCCCCUGUUGCCGCUCUUGCAACCAUGGGUUGGUGUAUCCACAAAGCAGGCGGUUCGGGCUCGAUCUUCGAUCUUCAACCCACAGUCUCCGGGUCCACGAAAGCAUAUCUCUGGCUUUCUUGUAUGUCUUCCGUGACGGGCACAUGGGCUACAUUAUCAUGUAACAUACCAGAUUUCUCCCGCUACGCACGAUCAUCCAAAGCUCAAUUCAUCCAACUUCCCUUUCUUCCCGUGAUUUUUACCUUGUGUGGUACAAUCGGCAUCGUCACUACUUCAGCCACGGGAAUCAUCUACGGAAAACCUAUCUGGGAUCCCCUCGAGAUUAUUUCAAAAUGGCUAGAUCUAGGACACGGUGGACGCGCCGCUGCAUUUUUCGCAGCGACAGCUUGGUACAUCGCACAAGUCGGCACAAAUAUCACAGCAAACUCAAUCAGCGCAGCAAAUGAUCUCACGGUUCUUUUUCCCCGCUACGUAAAUAUCGAACGUGGAUGUAUCAUCGCAGCCAUAGUCGGAGGCUGGGUCAUCGUCCCCUGGAAAAUCAUCAGUUCAGCCGAAACAUUCCUCGCCUUCAUGGGCGGGUACGCCGUCUUCCUCGCCCCUAUUGCCGGCAUCCUCGCCGCAGACUACUGGCUCGUCAAAAAUCAACACAUCGAUGUUCCCGCCCUCUACGAUCCAGACGGAAGAUACAAAUACUGGUAUGGAAUUAACUGGCGCGCUUUAUUAGCAUUACUCGUAGCUGUCGCUCCGAAUUUACCGGGACUUGGAUAUAGUAUUGGAUUACAGACGAAUGCGACGACGGGGAUACAAACGGAUACGGUAAGGAUUAGUGAGGGCGCGAAACAUCUUUAUUCUUUUGAUUGGCUUUUUGGUUUUGUGGUUAGUGUGUUUGUUUAUACGCUGCUUAGUUGGCUGUGCCCGGCACGCGAAUCGUUGCUGGAUCAUACGGUUUAUGGGGAUGUGGUGGAGGGGGUUCAUAGUGAUGUGGAUGUGGAUAGUGGAGGGGAGUGUGCUAUUGUGGGUGCGGUUAGUGAUGGGGAGAAGAGUAGGGGGAAUGUGGAGAAGAGUCGAGGGGAUGUUGGGGCGGUGAAUCUUGGGUUGGGUUCUCGUGGUGAUUGUUGAUUUUUGAGGGAACAAUAAGGCUGUCUCGUAAUGGAGUCUAUUACACACUGGAAGGGAGAAUGAAUCCGUGGUAUGGAAUCAUAUAUGUGCAUUAGAAAUACCUGUAUGCGCUGGUACACCUCCUUUGGAUGCACCAUGACUCUGCCUUCAGAGGUUUAAAAAGAGUGGUGUUGAUGGAAAGGUAAUAUACGCAUACGAAGGAGUUUUUAAGAUAUUCAUUUUAGAGAUAGAUGAAAUAAAGA